AUGGUUUAGAUUUGGAGUUUUAUCAUGCUUGUGCUAUCUAUUUCAAUCAAAGUUGUUUUAAGAUCAAUCGCUCUACUUGGCAUUAACUUAAUGGGAUAUUCACUUUCUACUUAUGCUGUUGUAGCCAGAGAUGAUGACGGAUUAAUUUGUGUCUAUAAUCUUAGUGGGAAUUUAGCAACCUACUUCUUCUAAUUAUCUAUAUUUUUAAAUGCUCUAAGGUGGAUCAUUCUAGUGCUUGAUCAUAAACAAGUCAAACUCAGUGAGUUUGGAUUAUAUAUUUGCAGAUUUCUUAUACUGUUUGAUCUGAGUUACUUGACAGCAAUUAUAAUUUUCUAAUCAUAUAACAUUUGCACUCUGUAGCAAGAAAAUAUUACUCUGUACAAACUGGCUUUAAUUUUGUUUGGAGUUGGACUUUAAAUAACCAAUCUUUGGAUUGUCAUCACCUUGGGUUAUUCUUGCUAUUUCUUUUGCACAUACUACCAAUAGCAAAUAAAAAGAAACCCUAAUAGGUAUCAUGAUGAAGAAGUAAAUCAAAUAUAAAAGAGCUCUUAUAGAAUCACUAAGUUUUUCAUACAACUGAUUUUCAUCAUCAUAGUCAGAUAAAUACCCUACAUGAUGAAUAUGUUUACUGUGAUUUUUAAUGCUGAGAAGGACAUUAGUGUAUCAAUGUAUGUAUAUACUAUACUCUACUUUGUCCCUGAAUUGGCUUUAAUUGCCAUAAUGUCUUAGUCAAUAAGAUGGUCAUUAUUUACAUAUUAAAAAUACCUCCUUUAAGAAUCAGUUAAGAAGGAUACCAUGACAGAUGAUGAGUCUUUGCAGAAGAGAGACUCAAUUAUUGAAGAUAGAUCUCAUCUUCUCUAUGCAAUCUGCGAGGAUGACUCUUUCUCAAACUCAUCUCUGAUAAACUGA
This is a messenger RNA of Stylonychia lemnae, 909 nucleotides long. The record is from the annotation of a GenBank genome assembly. NCBI's taxonomy places the organism in Eukaryota, Ciliophora, Spirotrichea, Sporadotrichida, Oxytrichidae.